Messenger RNA from Aspergillus mulundensis, 639 nucleotides. RefSeq names its product ubiquitin-like protein HUB1. Gene Ontology annotation, cellular component: cytoplasm; nucleus. NCBI's taxonomy places the organism in Eukaryota, Fungi, Ascomycota, Eurotiomycetes, Eurotiales, Aspergillaceae. Gene Ontology annotation, biological process: protein modification process; mRNA splicing, via spliceosome. Bases 1 to 639 code for a protein of 212 amino acids. The record is from RefSeq and is a predicted model, not a curated record. The transcript has a single exon. Gene Ontology annotation, molecular function: protein tag activity.
AUGCCCGACUCCCCACCCCGCGAAGAGCGCCGCCGCUCACGCUCGCGCUCUCCGCCUCGCCGCCCAAAAGCCCACGGCGGCUUUCGCUGGAAGGACAAGCGCACGAACAAUGACAGCCAAGAAGGCGAUGCACGCUUAGAUCGCGGAUACCGGAAUCGCUCUCCCAGACGCCCAUAUGAUCGAGACCGUGACCGUGACCGCGGCGACCGGUACAGAAGCGACUACCGAGACCGCGACCGAGACCGAGAUCGAGAUCGAGACAGUUAUCGUGACCGAGACCGCCGCCGCGACGAAGACCGACCGCGCGACCGGGACCGCGACCGAGACGGAGACCGUGCGCCCAGAGAGAAGAAGGAAAAGAAGCCCAAGUCCACUUCCGCAGCGCCCGUCGGCGCCGGCGAAGCAAUGAUAAUCGUGCACGUCAACGACCGACUCGGUACAAAAGCUGCGAUCCCCUGCUUGCCCUCCGACACAGUCGGCAACUUCAAAGCGCUUGUGGCUGCGCAUAUUGGACGCGAGCCGCAUGAGAUUCUGCUGAAGCGUCAGGGUGAACGGCCGUUUAAGGACUUUAUUACGCUUGGCGAUUAUAGUAUUGGGAAUGGGGUGCAGUUGGAUCUUGAGGUUGGGACUGGUGAUUAA